Molecule: messenger RNA, 1140 nt
Organism: Tilletiaria anomala UBC 951
Lineage: Eukaryota; Fungi; Basidiomycota; Exobasidiomycetes; Georgefischeriales; Tilletiariaceae
Exons: 3
Coding region: 1-1140 (379 amino acids)
Source: RefSeq, a predicted model, not a curated record
AUGCUCUCCGACCUCUUGGCGCACACCCAAGCCGCAUUCGCAGCAUACAGCGCGGAGACGCGGUCGCCUGGUUCGCGCAUGUUGAUCAAGCUGUCCAAGGCCAAGAUGCGAAAGGUGCAUAGGCUCAGAAGCGAGUGGGAGCGUGCGCGCGAGACGGAGCGUGCUAUACGGGACGCGAAUGAUGGGCUUGAACAGACAAUUCAGCAGGCAGAGCAGCGGAAAAUCGUGCUCGAGCGCGAAAAGAUCGAGCACAUUGAGCUCAACGCGGAGCUGGAAGAGCUGUAUGUCUCCAUCUUCGGUCAUACACCGUCAUCGUCAUCAUCCCGCUUCUGGCCACGUCAAGCAGAAGCUUCAAGUGCCCACGCGAUCAACCUGCUGACCGCGCGCUUGCUCGCGGCCGAAAUAGGUCGUGAGAAGCGAGCGCGGGAAUUUUUACUCCAGGGAAAGACGCAAGUGGAGAAAUUGGUCAAGGAUUUGCAAGCUGCGCUGCAACACUUCAUUAAUACGGGUGUAGCAACGAAUCAAAAGUAUACCCGUCAACUGUUCAUGGGUAACAGCACGCUCGGCACCGCCAAGGCGGUCACACCGCUGCUGCUAGCGGCCAAGACGUCAAGCGGUAAGCUGCACGAGCAGCACACGCAUGCGCGCGUCAUGCAGCCGCUCAUGCAGGCGCUGCCCGCGCUCAACAUCCUGGAGCUGCACCUGCUUCCGGGCCGCGGGAGUGCCAAGGCGGUCGACGAGAAGGGCCUGCACCGGAGCAUCGAGGCAAGUUAUGCGCAGGCGAGGCAGUGCGCCGCGCAUGUCCGCCGCGAGGGCGAGCUGUCCAGGGCUCGCAGCAAGGAGCUUGAGGAGAGGGAGAGGGAGUUGCUGCGCACAUGCGAGGCGAGUUUGGCUCAUCUGCGCGCUGUGCGCGCGGACAUUGUCGUACGUGUCCUGCACGGCGAGCCGAGCGGCGAGACUGGGAGCGAAGGUGGAGGCAGGAGAGGAGCGGAGAAUGCAGGCGAGCCUCCGCAGCAGGCUUCGCUGGGCGAGCAGGAUAUCGAUCGGGAGGCGCGCGCAGCGCUCCGAGCAAUUGUGUGCAGCGCAGCGCGGCGAACGGCAGACGGGAGCGGCGAUGAUAGGGACGACCUGCCUGAGUAA